Messenger RNA from Stylophora pistillata, 1738 nucleotides. RefSeq lists its product as uncharacterized. NCBI's taxonomy places the organism in Eukaryota, Metazoa, Cnidaria, Anthozoa, Scleractinia, Pocilloporidae. The record is from RefSeq and is a predicted model, not a curated record.
CAGAUGACUGGGAGACGGUGUCGCUGGAAGACGUUGUCUCUAAAAUGAAAAUGCUGCUUCAAGCAACUGACCCAGUCGACAGAUUAAGCCGCGAGCUCGAAGAGGCAAAAGAAAGUUUGAUCAGUGGCGUACCACUACUCCUUCAGAAUGUCUUUUAUCAGUCCUAUGCAAUCUUUGACGAGGCUUUUAACUACUUUUCAGCAGAGGAUCGCAUCAGGUUUGAAGAAAUCAAGACCGAGCUCCAUCUGCUAAUAGGCCCUUUUCCAGUUCAAAAUGCCGAGAAGAUCUUGUCUCUAAUGAAAGGCGGCUACCUCAAGGUGACAAGGAUUGGCGAAGAUUACAAAAUUGACGAAGGAGAAGAUAGAUGUGGGGUCAAAGUAUCGUGGAAAUUUAAUGAAGAAUCUAGUUUUGAAGCCUGUCACGAUGUGAUGGUGGAUGCUACUGGUCAGAAGGGUGUAUUUGAGAAAGAUCCUUCCCCACUGACGAAAUCGCUGAAUGAAGGAAAGCUCAUUAGCGAGAUUUUGGUUCCUUUUCGGAACAUCUCGGAGUCCGAGAGGCAUGAAAAUCAUCCAAAUGUGGUAUUAAGGAAUGGAGCGAAGUAUUUCCGUCCAUCUGGUGCUCUCAUAGACAUGAAUAAUUUUUCUCUCGUACCUGCCGCUGAAGAUCCUGGUGCACCCCCUAUCUAUUACAUGGGACCGUUUACUAUAGGGCAGGUAGCAUUUCCUCAAGACAUGAGCGUAGUCACAACCGCCGCUGAACGGUCUGUAGAGGAUCUUAUAGAGAGAGGUGUGCUGGAACGUGACGACAGUUAUUCAGCCGAGCAAGAUCCGAUGCCAAUGUAUGGAUGGUUGCCGAACGCCAAGGGAGACGUGUCUGGACAGAUGGGUAAAAUGACCAGGAUCCUUUCAUCCAAAGGACAAAAUUCUCAAACAAAAGAACUGUAGGCUUUGGACCAUAGGAAAAAAAAGUUAAAACAACUGGGAUUUCAUAGCCAUAUGCAUUUUAUAAGCCAAAAUGUGUAGUGUCGUCAAUUAUCCCCAUAUGACAGAGCUGAAUAGCAUAUGCGCACGCGCUAGAUUUUGACGCGGCGGGAAAACGGAAUUUGAGUCGUUCGCAUUGUUGACUUUCUAUUCUGUUGCUUUAAUUGAGGCGUUGUUUUCCUUACCGCUUUUCUUUUACAGAACAACUUCCAAGAACGUUGCACACCCACUGAAUAUUUGAUUUUCUCCUUAAAACCUUUGGAAAUAGGAAAAUGCCUUCGACAUCAACAAAAUUACUCGGUUUUAAAUGUCAGCUCCUUAUUAUUUUCGCAAAGUCCACUAAAUUUUAAUCCUCUCACGCUUGAGCCCGUGUUGUUUACCGCAUACCUUUGACGUAACGUUUCGUUAUUUAGCUCUGUCUCCCCAUAUAUGAGAUUGUAGUUUUGUUGAUGACAAAAUAAGUCAUUAGCUUUUUUACAUUUGAUCUUACUUUGUUUUAGUUGUUUCACGAGAUUUUCUACAUUCUGAAAAAAAGUUACAUGACACUGCAGGUUAAUUUUUUAAUGCUGCACCUUUCCAAAACAAACUAAGAACCUGCUUUGUUCUACGUUCAGAUAAAGGUCUCGACUGGGCUGGUCAAAGCACGAUUGAGUCAAUCCAGGUUAGAGGCAGAUUUUUAAAGCUUAGCAGGAAGGUUCAUUUUUCAUUUCUCCUUUCGCCGAGUUUGCCUUACACUAAGUUAAAUCCCACAAAAAAAA